GUCACGUUCUGUGCAAAACUCAUUCAAAAGUCAAAUUUACAAGUCAGAUUUUCAACAGCAAUUGCAUGUGCAGUCGCCUUAAACCACACACACACCCGGAGUUUGUGUCUUCAUCACAUCGGAACAUCACGUCUACUGUCCUGUCAAAGUAAACAACAGCACCCGUCACACGAGAAGACGCGCAGCUCUGCUCCGUCCCAGGUCCAGUUUUUACCAUGAGCAGAGCGAUGCUUCUGUUCCUCUGUCUGCUCGGGGUGACGGGCGUCGUGGGCCAACAGAGAGUCAUAUACAUCACAAAGUAUUUAACCUGGCGUGAUGCUCAGACCUACUGCAGACUGUACCACCUCGACCUGGUCACUAUCACCACUGCAGCAGAGAACAACCAAAUCGAUCAGGACACGUGGCUCGGGAUGUACCGGGACGACUCCUACUCCGACUGGAAAUGGUCCAGAGGAGACGAGCCUCACACAUUCGCCAAUGAGUGGAACAGCGAUGAUCCUGACGUUGGUGAAGACUGUGUCUACAAGAGGUCGACGGACGGUGGGGCGUGGAAGAGCAGUACCUGCGGUUCCGUUCGUAUGUUCUUCUGUCUUGACGACUCGCUGUUUGUGGUGAAACAGAUGAAGACCUGGGAGGAGGCUCUGGUCCACUGCAGGUCUCUGAGAUCUGGAACCCGCAGAUACGACCUGGCCUCGCUCCUCACCCCGCAGGACCAUGACCUCCUGAAGAGCCAGAGUUUAGAGCAGGUGUGGACUGGACUCAGGUUCCUGGGAGAUCGCUGGGUGUGGGUCGGAGGAGAGGACGUCCAGUACAAUGACAUAACUCCAUGUCCAGAGGAGAAACGCUGUGGUGUGGUGGACAAGACGACCAGCAAACUUUACAAUAUCAUCGACUGCAAGGAAACAAACUAUUUCUUCUGCUACAGGAAAUCAUUCUAG
Molecule: messenger RNA, 938 nt
Organism: Boleophthalmus pectinirostris (great blue-spotted mudskipper)
Lineage: Eukaryota; Metazoa; Chordata; Actinopteri; Gobiiformes; Gobiidae
Gene: nitr3r.1l
Product: novel immune-type receptor 3, related 1-like
Exons: 4
Coding region: 216-938 (240 amino acids)
Source: RefSeq, a predicted model, not a curated record